ACUUCUUGAUUCUGGAACUGUCAAGCCUCAAGAACCAUCAACAAUCGAAAACUCUGCAGGAAAGUAAUCAACAUGACCAAAACACUAUAUGAAUAAAUAAAGUGUUUUUGAUCAAAAACAUAUUGGCUUUCGAGGAAUAUAAGAGGAAGAGGAUCUAAAAGCGUUAAUAGCUGCAGUGGCCCUUAAGCAGAACCUAAAGUGCAGAGGUUUAAGCGAAUGACGAACUGGUUAAACUCAAAACCCCAUUGCUGUAAACUUUAUAUCUUAAUUAGACACCAACAAUGAAUGAAAUAAACAGGAAACUGUUACAAGCUGUUGAGUACGGAAAAGUGGAAACUGUAAGGGAUUUAUUAAAUCAAUAUGGCAUCGGUGCAUCCGAAGCAAAUGGAUAUGUUCUUCUUCGUAAAUCUGUAAGUUCAGGUUCAAGGUGCCGAAAAAUAACUGAAUUGCUUUUAGUAAACGGUGCAAAGGCCAACAGCAAAAGAAACGAAACACAUCCUUCACAUACUCCACUACACUAUGCUGUUGGACGUGGUGAUAUAGAAACUGUUGAAUUGCUUCUAAAUUAUAAUGCUGACAUUAAUUUAGCAAAUGAAAGACGUGUGACUCCCCUAAUGUUAGCUAUCACCAUAGGCAACGAAAAAAUAAUUGAUAUUCUUUUUGAUAGAGGAGCAUACGUGAGUGCUUCCUGUAUUCAUCUGGCAGUACAAAACAGACAAAUUACUGAAAAACUAUUGCAACUCGGUGUUUCUGCAAAUUGUACUGAUUAUUCAAAUCAACAAUUUACUCCUCUUCUCAGUGCAGCACAAUAUGUUGAAAACUCCUCGGUUGUUGAACUGCUUUUAAAACAUGGAGCAAACGUGAAUGCUGUAUCAACAGAAGGACAAACUGCAUUGCACUUAGCAUCUAAACGUGGUCAUGUUGAAACAAUGAAAGUGCUGUUGAGAAGCAAUGCCGAUGUCAAUGCUCGUUGCAAAGAUAUGUUAACUCCACUUUACCUGGCUGUACACGCAUCUCAGACCGAAGCGGCUAAGUUAUUGAUGAAUUAUGGCGCCGACAUCAAUUUCGAAUUCAAAACCCAAGAAACUAUACUUAGCUUAGCUGUUUCAAAAGGAUUAUCCUUAAUAGUCAAAGAAGUUCUUAAAUACAGCCCAGAUAAAAAUAAUGCGAGCAACAAAAGUGUACUUGCAAUUGCAGCAAACAAAUUGGAAGAUAACUAUUUGGAAAUUGUUCAAGACCUUAUGAAAUACGGCUUUUCUGUUGAUCAGAAUGAUGUUGUAGAUUUAAUUCCAAGAGCCAUCAAAGCUUCAUAUAUUAACAUUUUACAACAUAUUUUUGAUCAUGGACUUCAUUUGUUAUGUUAUGAGGAUGCCAAUUGUAACUUCCUACACAUUGCUGUACAAUGUAAAAAUGUUGAGAUAGUAGAACUAUUUCUUACCCAUGGAUUUAAUGUUGAUGCAACAGACAAAUUGGGGAAACGCGCUUUAUAUUAUUCAGUUAAGAAUUCAGAUGUGGUUAUGACUAAAUUGCUGCUAUCGCACGGAGCUAGUGUUCAAAAAAGUCCGGAGCUGCUUAGGAUUGCUACCAAAAAUAUUUGUAAGGAUUUAGUUGAGAUUCUGCUUCAAAAUAAAGCUGAUAUUGACGCCAUUGAUGAGCACGGAAGGACAGCAUUGCACUUGAAUGCUUCACAGAAUCUAUUUUUGAGCUUAAUAGAGCUGAGCUACAGUGUUAAUAAUUUCGCAACGAAGGCCGAAAUAGCCAAAAUGCUCCUUAGCAUGGGUGCAAAUGUUGAUGCUAAGACGAAAGACAAAAACCUAACUGCACUUCAUAUUGCAUGUUCUCAAACCAACCCAGAUGUCGUUGAAGUACUUUUAGAAUACAAAGCAAAUGUUAAUUGUCUUGUCGGAGAUGUUUCACCAUUGAUGAUUGCUGCAAAGAGGGGUAAUGCUUCAAUUAUGAAAAUGCUCAUAGCAAAUGGGGCUUCCGUUAAUUUAAAGCGAAAUAAUGGCGAUUCAGUUCUCCAUAUUUUAGCAAGGACAAGUCAUACAGAUGCGUUGAAGGUAUUACUUGAAAACGAUGCUGACGUGUAUUUCACAAACUCUGAGGGUCAAACGCCACUUCACUAUGCUUCAUGUAAUCCCAAUGACGAAAUAGCUUCGCUUCUCUUGCAAAACAUGUCUCAUAGUGAUUUGAAGGACAACGAGGGUAGAACACCUCUUGUUUUGGCCGUUAAAUCAUGUCACUCCUCGAUUGUAAAACUACUGCUCGACUUUGGAUCCGAUAUUAAUGUUGUGCUUAACGAUAAUUACACACUAUUUGAAAUUUCGCAAAAUGUUAGAACCCCACAAAUGUAUAUUAGCGACGACGAAGACAAUGAUUAUUAUGUUGAUAGAUAUUGUUAUAAUACUAAAAACUUCGCAAUCAUCAAUGUUCUAAAAAAACACACAAUAAAGUUAAGAAUUGCGGGUUUAUAUGUUUCAAAAAGAAAUAUUAAUUUUCUGAGUUACAAUGAGGAAUUUGACGAUUUCUUUUUUGAUUGUGAAAGUGAAAUAAAUAAAAUAAAGCAAGAGAAAAUUGCAAAUAAUAAAAUAAGUUUGUACGAUAUUUUGACGAAAAAUAUCCAUUCAUUGGCAAACUAUGCAAGAAAUGCAGACGUAAUACAAUAUUUUAAUUCAGAAAACUAUAAAACAAAGUUCGUUAUAUAUACUCCUUUUAUUGAACGAAACUUCAAGAAUGGUUAUAGAAGGCGUUUAUUGCUUGAACAGGGACAUAUGUUUUUCAAAUGUUAUUUAAAGUUGCCAAUUGAUUGCUCUGAGCUCAUAUUGACGUAUUUAAGUGAUGCUGAUUUGGAAAAUAUAAUUAGGUAAUAUUGUAUCAAAGAUGCCUUAAUCAAUCAAGGAUUCACUUCCAUAAUACAUAGUCCUUUUGAAUUCAAUUUAAACUCAAGGAAAUAUUUUUGUAUGCAAUAAAUAAAACCAUUUAAUAUUUUUGUAUAAAUAUAGCUAUCACAAUUUUUUCACGCUAUGGUAUUUACAUAUUUUGCCCUUACAUAUGUCAAAAUAAAAUUUGUUGCGAAUCAUGUGAUAAAC
This is a messenger RNA of Eupeodes corollae, 3089 nucleotides long. RefSeq names its product ankyrin-1-like. The record is from RefSeq and is a predicted model, not a curated record. The transcript is spliced from 3 exons. NCBI's taxonomy places the organism in Eukaryota, Metazoa, Arthropoda, Insecta, Diptera, Syrphidae. Gene Ontology annotation, molecular function: protein binding. Bases 282 to 2867 code for a protein of 861 amino acids.